CUGAAAUUAAAUAUAAAAAGAAGACUUGUCUCCCACUCUGAGCGAGUCAAGAGUGUAGAGCUGCACCCUACUGAACCCUGGAUGCUGACUAGCUUAUAUAAUGGACAUGCAUACAUUUGGAACAUUGAAACUAAGCAAGUGAUAAAAACCCUAGAUGUGAGUAAUUUGCCAGUUAGAGUGGCCAGAUUUAUUCCCAGGAAAAACUGGAUCGUAACUGGCUCAGAUGAUGCCCUUGUUCGUGUUUUUAAUUACAAUACAUUAGAAAAUGUCGUGCAGUUUGUGUCUCAUAUGGACUUCAUCCGCAGCAUAGCUGUCCAUCCAACACUGCCAUACAUCCUCACAACUGGAGAUGAUGGCACAAUCAGGUUGUGGAACUGGGAAAAGAAAUGGGCCAGGAUAAAAGAAUAUAGAGGCCAUACAUAUGUUGUCAUGCAGGUUGUCUUCAACCCUAAAGAUAACCACCAGUUUGCCACAGCAUCCUUAGAUAAAACAGUAAAGGUUUGGCAGCUAGGAGCAUUAACUCCUAACUUCUCUUUAAAACAUGAUAAAGAUGUAAACUGCUUGGACUACCAUCCAGGAAAUGACAAGCCAUAUAUAGUAACAGGAGAAGAUGGGGGUGCUGUAAAGAUCUGGGACUACCAGACCAAGUCAUGUGUCCAGACACUGCAGGUUCAUACAAAAGAUGUCAACACAGUGCUCUUCCAUCCUUCUCUUCCCAUCAUCCUCUCUGGUGGAGCUGAUGGAACUGUUCGCAUGUGGCACUCCAGCACUUACAGGCUUGAGAAAACAUUUAACUUUGGCCUGGAGAGAGUCUGGAUGAUAGCAUGCCAGAGGGAGUCCAACAAUGUUGCCAUUGCUUUUGAUGAAGGCUGCAUGGCUAUAGGGAUAGGUCAGCAGGAGCCCCCCAUGUCCAUGGACCAGUCAGGCAGAAUACUCUGGGCCAAACACUGUGAGAUCCAGCAAGCAAACAUCAAGUCUAUGGGAGACCAGCCUGUCAAGGAUGGAGAAGUUCUUGUCCUUGCCAUUAAAGACAUGGGCAGCUGUGAGAUCUACCCACAAGCCAUUUCCCAUAACAGCAAUGGAAGAUUUGCUGUGGUGUGCGGUGAUGGUGAGUACAUAGUCUACACAGCUAUGGCCCUGAGGAGCAAAUGUUUUGGGACUGCGCAAGAGUUUGUCUGGGCUGAUGACUCAUCUACCUAUGCCAUAAGAGAAGGGAAUUCAACUAUAAAAAUCUUCAAAAAUUUUGUGCAGCACAAGUCUUUCAAGCCAGCUGUAACUGCAGAAGGUAUAUUUGGUGGUCAUCUACUUGGUGUAUGUACACCCAAUGUACUCACUUUCUAUGACUGGGAUAGCUUAGCACUUGUUAGGAAAAUUGAAAUCAUCCCAAAACAUAUAUUCUGGAAUGACAGUGGUAAUUUAGUCUGCAUUGCCACUGGAGAAUCUUGCUUUAUUUUAAGAUUUAAUUCUGAAGUUUUGGAGAAUUCAAAUUUGGAUCCAGAAAAAAUAACUGAGGAUGGAAUAGAAGACGUUUUUGAGGUUUUAGAAGAAAUGAGUGAGAUAGUCAUAACAGGUGUAUGGGUAGGGGACUGUUUUAUCUACACCAGUAGUAUCCACAGAAUUAAUUACUUUAUCGGAAGGGAAACUAUAACAGUGGCUCAUUUAGACAGGCCCAUGUACAUCCUGGGAUACAUCGCUAAGGACAACAGACUGUAUCUAGGGGACAAGGACCGUAACAUUGUCAGCUAUUCCAUCCUGCUGUCAGUGUUGGAGUACCAGACAGCUGUCAUCAGGAGAGAUUUUGAAAAUGCUGACAAAAUUCUACCCACAGUUCCUAUAUCUCAGCGGAGCCGUCUGGCUCAUUUCCUUGAGAAUCAGGGCUUUAAAGCUCAGGCCUUAGCACUGACAGUAGAUCCUGAUCACAAAUUUGAUCUUGCUCUUCAACUAAAAGAUCUCAAGACAGCUUAUGCAGUGGCCAAGGAAAGUGAAUCAGUGGACAAAUGGAGGGAGUUGUCCAACCUGGCUAUGAAACAGUCAGACUUCAGACUGGCCAAGGAAUGUUUGCAGAUGUCACAGGAUUUUGGUGGACUUUUGUUGUUAGCCAGCAGUUCUGGCAGUGUUGCUGAUGUUGCCAGUUUGGCCAGGGAUGCGGAUGAGGCUGGAAAAAAUAAUGUUGGAUUUGUGGCCCACUUUGUCCUGGGAAGGUAUGAGGACUGCCUUGAAAUUCUGCUUAAAACUAAUCGCAUUCCCGAGGCAGCAUUAUUUGCCAGAAGUUAUCUCCCUUCUCAAGUUACGAGAGUUGUAACUUUGUGGAGGCAGUUGAUGUCUAAAGAAAACAAAAGAAUAGCCCUGGCAAUAGCUGACCCAACAGAGUAUGAGAACCUGUUCCCUGAGUUCAAGGCUGCACUUAGUAAGGAAAGUUUAAGACAAACUGGCAAGUGUAAAUCUACUGAUGCAACUGACCUACAGACCACUCUGACACCUAAUAGAACCUCAGUUAAACAGAACACCACAGAUACAGAAAGUCACAGCACUACAGAGGCAGAAAAUGACUUAACAGAUUUUGAAAAUGUGACUAAAAAUGUCAGGUCAAGCUCUGAAGAUAGUGAGGAGGAGGGAGGGUUUAUCAAGAUUCCAGUUGGAGCUGAAAAAAAGGUUAUAAAGAAUCUUUGA
Physella acuta is the source of this 2670-nucleotide messenger RNA. RefSeq names its product coatomer subunit beta'-like. The record is from RefSeq and is a predicted model, not a curated record. Gene Ontology annotation, biological process: retrograde vesicle-mediated transport, Golgi to endoplasmic reticulum; intra-Golgi vesicle-mediated transport; intracellular protein transport. NCBI's taxonomy places the organism in Eukaryota, Metazoa, Mollusca, Gastropoda, Physidae. Gene Ontology annotation, molecular function: structural molecule activity; protein binding. Gene Ontology annotation, cellular component: COPI vesicle coat.